Molecule: messenger RNA, 2176 nt
Organism: Nasonia vitripennis (jewel wasp)
Lineage: Eukaryota; Metazoa; Arthropoda; Insecta; Hymenoptera; Pteromalidae
Product: protein roadkill
Exons: 4
Coding region: 1006-2046 (346 amino acids)
Biological process (GO): proteasome-mediated ubiquitin-dependent protein catabolic process; regulation of proteolysis
Cellular component (GO): cytoplasm
Molecular function (GO): ubiquitin protein ligase binding
Source: RefSeq, a predicted model, not a curated record
GCUCGCUCUUUCUCUCCCUCGCCCCGCGACUACGACGACGACAUGGUUUCUCCGUCGUAGCUCCACGACGUGUCGCUUCGCGCCGCGAAUUUUACCAUCGUUUUUUGCCUACCAAAGCCGCGAAUUCGACGUACUAGUGCCGAGUUGAGCUUCGGUUGAUUAACAGGUUGGAAGGUGAGAAGAGGAUAAGGGUUGGAGGUCGAGCGGUGGACUGUGUGCGACGAUGGCCUCGUUUCGCCCGAGCUGACUCUCUGCGAAGCAGAAGCAGCUGAGAAGAAGAAGAAGAGGCGGCGAAGCGAGAGAGAAAGAGUUGAAGCCCCUCUACUUACAUCUGCUCCGCUGCCGGCGACGAGAGGGUAGUCGGCGCGGCGCACUCGGGAGGGGCUUGCGCGCGGCUGACUCAACCUGUCCUUCUCGUCGUCGUCGUCGUCGUCUCGAUAAGACACAAGUCUGUUAUACUAAACGAGUAUACCUGCGCGAGUGGCGGAGAUUACAGUGCGCGAGUGACUCAUAUAUCGUAUACACGCGCUGUAUAGAGAGAGAGAGAGAGAGCACAUAGUGAGUGCGGAAGAAUCGAAGAUGAAGCUCGAGGAGGUGUCAGGUCGUACCGUGCCGAGAAUGUCAUGAGCGAGGGGAGCAUGGCAUAAUUUUCCCCGCGCGCGGUCUAUCGACCGCCCGAGCAGUAGUCCUUCUCUCUCACACCUACAUACACGACACUCGUACACAGGCAUACAGUUAUAGUAUAGACACUGUACACGUAUAUUGACGCUGCAGCGGAGAAGUUGCAAGAGAAAGAGAGGAAGCGGCUGUGCUUGCAGCCAUGAACCAGACGCUUCUUCUGUGUGUGUCCGCACAGAACGGAUGACUGGGAAAACUGCAAAAGAAUGGGAAUUGCUAAUUAGCUGUAUAGUUAACAAUCGCAGACGACGAGGCUACGCUGAUCACGCAUGACGAACUAAAAAUUCAAGACUACUAUAGGCGUAUACUGGUAUGUAAUCAGCAAGCAUGAACUCGAGAGUUCCCUGCAGUGUACGAUCGAAUCAAUCGGUUAUGCCUGACCAAAUAACACUGCUGAACGCCAGCUUCUUGUGGACCAUAGACAAUUUUAGUAGACUUAAUUGUCAGAAUGAAAUCGUCUCGCCGAAGUUUCUGAUAAACAGCGAUGACCACCUUCAAAUGCAACUGUUCUUAUUUCCAAAAACGAAUGGCGAACAAACCAACUCGUCGGUGGAAGUCGAAUUGGUCAGUCCUUUGGUGCCCAAGUAUCAAUCCAGGUUUAUUUUUUCCAUAAUCAACAGUAAAGAUGAGAAGAUUAAAACUUGUAGUCUUGUCAGUGAUAUAAAAACAAACUACGUAGAGAGCAUAGCUAACUUUAUCAAUAUCAAUCAUGCCAAAGAACCUGAAAAUGGUUUGAUAGUCGAUGGAAAUAUCAGAAUACUGUGCGAGAUUGAAACUAUUGGAGGCAACUUCCAAAAGCUGUCCAGAGAGUCUGCAUCUAAAUUCCAAUUGUCGAAAGACAUGGAAUUCUUCUUUCACAAUGAAAAAUUCAGCGACGUGGUUCUGAUAGAUUCAACAGGCAAAAAGAUUCACGCUCACAAACUGCUACUGGCAGCUCGCAGCACAGUUUUUGCUGGGAUGUUCGAACACAACAUGAAAGAGAAGACGGAGGGCACUGUGACUAUUCCCAACAUCGAGUACGAUUGUUUGAAGGAAAUGCUGAGGUUCAUCUACACCGGCAAAGUUGAAAAUCUUGAAAAUUUAGCUGUCGAUCUCCUGUCAGCAUCCGACCAAUACGCUCUUCAUGAUUUGAAGGAAAUGUGCGAAUCCGUUCUCUCCUCCACUGUCACCACUGAGACUGCCAUAGCAACUCUUGUGAUAGCCGAUAAGCACAGUGCCAGUAUACUCAAAUCGGAUGUUCUGAAGUUCAUUGUCGAUAACUCCAAAGAUGUCAUUGCUACAGUGGGGUUCCAGUCCCUGCAAAGCUCACACAUUGAUCUCGUCAAGGAAGUUCUAUGCGCUGUAGUCAACGCCCGCGCGAUUAAUUGAGUUUGAACAGUCACGAUAACGUUGGCGCUCAUAUUAGACUUUGUGAUACUUAAAACGUGUCUCCCUAUAAUCUCAAAAUCAUUGAAUGUCUUUCAUUGUAGAAAUAAAAAAAACGAGUAAAAGCAGAUAA